Molecule: messenger RNA, 1539 nt
Organism: Priapulus caudatus
Lineage: Eukaryota; Metazoa; Priapulida; Priapulimorpha; Priapulimorphida; Priapulidae
Product: phosphatidylinositol N-acetylglucosaminyltransferase subunit C-like
Exons: 8
Coding region: 169-1074 (301 amino acids)
Biological process (GO): GPI anchor biosynthetic process
Cellular component (GO): membrane; glycosylphosphatidylinositol-N-acetylglucosaminyltransferase (GPI-GnT) complex
Source: RefSeq, a predicted model, not a curated record
CGCGUGUUGCCUUGGUCGUUUAAAACCAAAACAUUCGGUCAGUUUUUACUUUUAUGUCAAUUUUAUAUGAAUAGCUAUAUAAAAUGCAUGUGUACCUUGCGAAUACUUGGGGUACUGUAGAGUAUAUCGUUGUAUAUACAGUUGUAUACACAGUUGCGUGGAUGUAGUAUGCCACCAAACCAGUUGAAGUGGAAGAGAGUUCUAUAUGAGAAACAGGACGUUCCAGACAAUUAUGUUGAUGAGACAUUUUUGGAUGAACUAAGAAAAAAUGUAAAUACAACUACAUACAGUUUUUGGCCGACAGUGUUGGAGUCUGGAGUAGUGACCCAGCAGCUUAGCAGUGUCAUAAUUUUUGUGGACAGUUUUGUUCUCAUGCAAGAGGGUGAGGUGUCGCCGCACACACUGUUUGCUGUAUCUGCACUUCUCACGCUUAUCGCUUAUGUGAUCUAUAAAAGCACGGCUAGUGCAGGAACAGUCAGCAUUUCUGAGCAGGAUGGUGGGAAUGAAGAGAGUUGUAUUGUAGAUGAUAUAAAGGCAGCUAUUACAUUUCUGGCCCUUGCCUAUGGACUGGCGCCCAUUCUGGCAACAUUAACGGAAUCCAUUAGCACUGACACCAUCUAUGCUAUGAGCACUGCUAUGCUGUUAGCCAACCUUGUUCUGUACGACUAUGGACCAAGCGCAGCUAUAGUCUCGGGGACUGUGUCUUUCAACGCUGCGAUGUUUGCCUCUGUGUGUCUGGCGUCGCGCCUGCCUACUUUGUGGCACACCUUCGCUACGGUCACCCUGAGUGCUGAAAUGUUCGCCAUGUUGCCCAUCUUUCGCAAACGGUUAAAGGGAUGCUACGGAUCACGUGUUCAGGCGAUGAUGACGUUAGUUCUUGGUCUCGUGGCACUGGCAGGGUUGUGGCACAUCUCUCCACCCUGCGCUGCUCUCUUUCUCAUACUGCACACGUUCAUCACGUUCGUAUGUCCACUGUGGCUUCUUCAGAUUCAACCUUUCAAAGAUAACAUUCAUGGACCAUGGGAUGAAGCAGAAAUAAGAUCAUGUGACACCCAGAUCCCAGUACACAUGUAAACAUCUUCAGCUCUACAUUACUAUGUCGGAUAAAACUUGGUAUCUAAUGUUGAUGGGUUUUAGUGAAACAAAUGUAACAUUGCUAAAUACCCUGCGAAAGCAAAAGAGCUAGUCCACUGAAGUGCAAACUUUAAAAGUGUAAUAUAAAGUCAAACUUUAAAAGAAGCUAUAUUGCUGACUGAAGUUUUUUCGUAAUGCUAGUGUAUGUAAUUGCUAGUAUUGUAGUUUGUAACCAUAACUUGACUGAUGUAUCGGUUGCAUUUCUGUGCACUUCCCGUGAGAGUGGAGGAUGAGUGCUGAGAAAUGCUGAAAUUAUGCUUAGUAGAAUAAAUAAAUCUGCACUUUGAGUGCCAAUGGGUGUUUUUGUGAUGGGGUAUUUGGUCAUUUGAUUGUGAUAACUAUAUAAGAAAAUAUAUCAUUACUGUAAAUACAUUAAUAUUUUAAUAAACAUCUUUAUGGUAUAGA